Penicillium odoratum is the source of this 369-nucleotide messenger RNA. RefSeq names its product ankyrin. The record is from RefSeq and is a predicted model, not a curated record. The transcript has a single exon. The coding region runs from base 1 to 369 and encodes 122 amino acids. NCBI's taxonomy places the organism in Eukaryota, Fungi, Ascomycota, Eurotiomycetes, Eurotiales, Aspergillaceae. Gene Ontology annotation, molecular function: protein binding.
AUGAUUGACCGUUUGCUAGAGAGGACUGGUAUCAAUGACACUGAUUCCAACGGCUGUACAGCAAUGCACUAUUCAGUCAGGCAUAUGAACCAGAUCGAUGCUACUCGCUAUCUCAUCAGCCGGGGAGCGGAUGUUACUGUGGUCAAUCACAAGGUAAACACGCCUCUUCAUGACGUGAUGGGAGGUAGAAUGACUGGAACGCUGAAUGAGAACGGAAAUUUCAAUCAACCCCCUGAUAGCCCUAUCAAAGCACGAGAGGAGCUGGUUACAUUGCUGGUCAAUGCUGGGGGCUCGAUGGAUGUACCAAGUGGGGCUGGGAAGACACCGACCCAGCUGCUUGAUGAGCUCGAGAAAAGGCAACAAAUUUGA